Molecule: messenger RNA, 679 nt
Organism: Lotus japonicus
Lineage: Eukaryota; Viridiplantae; Streptophyta; Magnoliopsida; Fabales; Fabaceae
Exons: 4
Coding region: 119-592 (157 amino acids)
Source: RefSeq, a predicted model, not a curated record
UUUAUUGCAGCUUUUAUUCUCUAUAAAGAUCUUCUAAUUUUGUUUCUUUGAAGCAAGUGCCAUCUAACUCAUUGUCACAAGUCAUCACAGCUCUAUCAAAUCAAAGGCAAAUAUAAAGAUGGGCCAAUCUCUGAAGAAACUAGCACCUGGAACUGAUGAAAAGAAGGUCAAUGAACUUAACACAAUUUUAGAUAAAUUCUAUGAUGACAACAUCAAAGACGCCACAAUCAACUUCCCAGAAUUCUACCGAGGAGUAUGCGAGAUAGUCGAGGAACUGAAUGAAAAGCGUGGAAACACCCAGUUCAAACUCCCAGAGACUGAGGUUCUGAAGAAGGCAUACAAUGAAAAUCAUAAAGGUAAAGACAAGGCACUGAAAAAAUCAGAAUUCAAGGAGAUCAUGAAAGAGAUGGUGAAGGAAUCAGGAUUCACUGGUAUAGGAGCAAAGGAAGCACUCAUGUACAUCUUUGGUGUUCCUGUGGCUGCUCUGUUUGUUAAGCAGAGAGUGAUGCCUCAUGCAAUUUCUAAUGAGAUUUUCAUUCCAGGGGUUACUUCAGUCACUGUCUUCAUUCUAGCUGCUCUUAACAAGAUUUGAUAUAUUAUGACCAACCAAUAAUUAUUGUUUGUGGCCUUACUUUGCACUUUUACAAUUAAUGCUAAAAUUUUAACACAUUGAUAUUUA